This is a messenger RNA of Botrytis byssoidea, 1002 nucleotides long. RefSeq lists its product as uncharacterized. The transcript has a single exon. Lineage: Eukaryota; Fungi; Ascomycota; Leotiomycetes; Helotiales; Sclerotiniaceae. The record is from RefSeq and is a predicted model, not a curated record. Bases 1 to 1002 code for a protein of 333 amino acids. Gene Ontology annotation, molecular function: dioxygenase activity.
AUGCCUUCUGCCACGACAAAGUCGUCUUUUUAUCUUCCCUUGGUGGAUAUCACACCUUACCUACAAGAUCCCAACAGCACUGCGGGCCAACAGGUUCUUGAUGAUGUACGACGAGCCUGCACUUCAACGGGAUUCUUCCAGUUAGUUGGACAUGGCGUCCCUGCUACACUUCAAAAGAAUCUCUAUAACGCUGCUGCCAAGUUCUUUGCCCUUCCGAUGGACGUCAAACUUCCUCUUGAUGUCAGGAAAAAUAUUGGUUUCAGGGGCUACGACGUCAUGGCUUCGCAGUCCUACGAGAAAGAUGUCUUGCCGGACCUCAAGGAAGGCUAUAUCGUGGGGACCGACAUUCCUCUCGACGAUCCCCGUGUCGUGCAGCGACGCUUUUUCAUGGGUCGGAAUAUCUGGCCCCCAACCGAAGUCCUGCCAUACAAAGACUUCCAGAAAGUGGUCGAAGAAUACAAUGACGUCAUGCUGCGGUUCUCAAGGGUGGUUGUGGAUCUAAUCGCUGCCACAUUGCCCUACGGACCGCAUGUGUUUGACGAGCUCAUGGAGAACGAUCCUGCAUGCCCACUCCGUCUCUUGCACUAUCCCCCGACCCCAAAGCAGGUUGGUGGCGAGCGACGACAAUUGGGAAGUAGUGCACACACUGACUUUGGUUUUAUUACCCUUCUGUUACAAGAUGAAAAUCCAGGUCUGGAAGUACAAGACCGUGAGACUGGAGAAUGGAUUGGAGUGCCUCCCAAUGAAAAAGCUUACGUUGUCAACAUGGGAGAUAUGAUAAGCAGAGUGACUGGAAAUCUGUACAAAAGCAGUCUGCACCGUGUGUUGAAUAAGGCCCCAACGGAUCGGUAUAGCGUAGUGUUUUUCGUUGAUGGAAAUUUGGAUUACAAAUUGCGGCGACUCGAUAAGAUUGGACAGCCUGGAGAGGAUGAAGAGGCACCCACCGUUGAGGAACAUAUGGAAGAGCGGAGAAGAACUACUUAUGGGCUUGGCAAGAAGUGA